AACCUUAAAAAGUAGUCUUGUACUUCUAAAGUUACAAUUUCCCCUUACCUCAAAAAAGAAGUCCUUUUUUUUCUUAAAGAAAAAAAAUCUCAAUGUUUGUUAUAUCUCUGAAUGUCUUGUCUUUUUAGCUGCAUCAAAUAGUUUCCACAUCAAACCCCAUACUCAUUACGACUCUUUCUGCCCACUCCUCCAUCCCCCCUUUCUUCCCUCUCCCAAAACUACCACCAACUCAAACAAGAAGAAAAGAUAAUCAGACUGUGUUCUUUCAUUAGCAGCCUUUCAUUCAAUUCCUCUUGAAAACUCUUCUCCUUGCAACUCCUUCUCCGCUAAAACUCCUCCUCCAACUAUCCAUGUUCUUCUCUUCAAACCACCCUUCCCUCAGCUUCAACUUCAACCAACAUGAAGACCACUCUGAGUCUGAGAUAAACCCUAACCAAAGCCAUCCUGACCAUGGAAUGGAACCCAUGUUUGAAAAACCCUUAACCCCCAGUGAUGUUGGCAAGCUCAACAGGCUUGUUAUUCCCAAACAACACGCCGAGAAAUAUUUCCCGCUCGCCGCUGACUCCGUCGACAAAGGCUUGUUGCUCAGUUUCGAAGACGAGUCCGGCAAGUUUUGGCGUUUCCGUUACUCGUAUUGGAACAGCAGCCAAAGCUACGUGUUGACAAAAGGGUGGAGCAAAUACGUCAAAGAGAAGCAACUUGAUGCUGGCGACAUUAUUUUAUUCCUGCGACACCGUUCAGAUGGUGAUAGGUUCUUUAUAGGGUGCAGGAGGCGCGGUGCACCGUCAGCACCGGCUGAUGCCGGCAACACCCUUAUGGGAAAUAAUACAUCCUGUGGAGGCGGUGGCGAUACUAGGGGACUUUAUCAUGGGCAUCCUUAUCUUGGGCACAUUCAAGGUCAUGCUGCUAAUCUGCCAUACCGCCCUGGCUGCCUUCAUGCAGGUACACACACACACACACACACACAUAUAUUGAGAAAAUCUUAAAUUUAGCAACAAAAUUAGAAGGAAAUAAUUGUGUGAAUAGCAUUUUUAUAUAUUUUUGCACUUCUAGGAAGUAUUGUUGAAAAUGAAGGUAUAGCAGCCGGGAACCCAAGAAGGCUGGUGCGCCUGUUUGGGGUGAACCUAGAGUGCCAGCUCGAUGGGUCGGAGCCAUCCACGCCUGAAAAUAGCUCGUCGGUGUCGGUGUCAAGCCAGCAGGGCCCAACCACCCACCAGUUUUAUAACUCUCAGCUGUCAUACACUUCAAACUACAUGGAUAUUACCUUCUCCCGAGAUAUGAACCAGAUGAGAAAUCAUCAAGGAUAAGAUCUGAAGAUGUGACAUCCUGGAUUUUAUUUUUAAUUCAACCUCCCCACCUUGGAAAGGUCAAACAAAUUAUUCUUCUUCUUCUUCUUCUUAUUAUUAGCGCUUCUGGUAGUAACUUUAUAUUUUUCUUAAAGUAGAAAAAAAAAUCCAUUGAAUUAGGCAGCUUUCCAAGGCACAAUAGAGGAGAUGGGAGAUGGUCAGGAAAAUGUGGUGAUGUAAGAAAAUUGCCACAAGGGGAAAACUGGGUAUUUGAGGGACUGUUGAUUUUUCAUAGGGGGAGAGAGAUAUUGAUAAUCAUAAUAAUGGAAGGGUAUGGUGAUGGUGUUGGGUGGUGGUUCUUAAAUAGAUGGGCUACCAGCCUCUCUCCCUCUUUAUGACUUUUUUCUGUAGUGUAUCUAAUUAUGUAAGAAAGUCCCCAGGGGAAGGGAGGGGAGCCAAGCCCAAGCAAAGUUUUAUGCUCUCUACUAUGUAAUUUGCAGAAAUCAGAAUCUGAAAAGCUCUUUAGAAAUACAA
Messenger RNA from Gossypium arboreum, 1820 nucleotides. Its product is annotated as B3 domain-containing protein At2g36080-like. The coding region runs from base 351 to 986 and encodes 211 amino acids. NCBI's taxonomy places the organism in Eukaryota, Viridiplantae, Streptophyta, Magnoliopsida, Malvales, Malvaceae. The record is from RefSeq and is a predicted model, not a curated record. The transcript is spliced from 2 exons. Gene Ontology annotation, molecular function: DNA-binding transcription factor activity; DNA binding.